This is a messenger RNA of Cynoglossus semilaevis (tongue sole), 8042 nucleotides long. RefSeq names its product thyroid hormone receptor interactor 11 (gene trip11). Gene Ontology annotation, biological process: Golgi organization; endoplasmic reticulum to Golgi vesicle-mediated transport. NCBI's taxonomy places the organism in Eukaryota, Metazoa, Chordata, Actinopteri, Pleuronectiformes, Cynoglossidae. The transcript has 22 exons. The record is from RefSeq and is a predicted model, not a curated record. Gene Ontology annotation, cellular component: Golgi apparatus. The coding region runs from base 515 to 6466 and encodes 1983 amino acids. Gene Ontology annotation, molecular function: small GTPase binding.
CGCUGUGUGUCCACGUCACAAGUGACAGCAGCCCUCCGCACUGUGGAGCUCAUAAUGGCUACAGUUGAGGUGGCACUUUUUGGACUCUGCGCCGUUCGGCUAGCUUUGAAACAAACUGAAACACUUUAAAAACAGCGUUUAAAUUAUCCGCACAAUACGCAUAUCUAAAUGUAAAAGCUGUCACGCAGUGGAGCGACUAUUGGACGUGGUUAAAAUGUCGCUGAAGUAACUAUCCGUCUGGACAAAUUCUUCCGAGCAGACGCUCAGCUGUUACUAGUCGCCGCUGAAUGAGCUUUUGUCGACCUCAGGAGUGGCUCGGUUCUGGAAGGUUUCUGGUGGAUUUAAGUAUCGGCUGCACCUCUGUGGAUUUAAGGUUCCAAGUUGAGACCAAUGAGUAAAAAACUGUGGCUCGGCUCCACUCGAAGCUAAGCUAAUAGGUCCACCUCGCCCUCUACGACCCCGCUUUGUUUUUGUUUGUUUGUUUGGUUGGUUGUUCAUUCUAAUCCACCCCAAAAUGUCAUCGUGGCUGGGCGGCCUGGGCUCCGGCCUCGGUCAGUCUCUGGGACAGGUCGGCGGGAGUUUAUCCUCUUUUACUGGGCAGAUAUCAAACUUCACCAAAGACAUGUUAUUAGAAGGAGUAGAAGAAGUCGGAGAUGCUUCCACUGCGCUGCAGGUGUCCAAUUCCAGGUUGGCUGAAGUGGAGACUGCAUUUACCACACAGAAAUCUGAGUAUGAGAGAUUGAAAAAGCUUCACACAGAGCUGGAGGAGAAGCUGGAGGCUUCAGAGCUUCAGAAUAAACAGCAGUCGUCGGAAUACAGAAAUCUUCUUCAACAGAAAGACGUGGAGAUCAGCCACCUGAAGGCUCGACACAAUGGCCUCCAGGAAGAAGUCCAGAACCUGCAGCAGUCGGCUCAGUCCGCUGCUGUUGGCCCAGCGGUGCUGCCCGUCGUCACCACUUCCUCUGGCACUACCUCGUCUUCCUCUUACCUGUCACGCCCUGCAGGGUCCCACCAGGGUUUCCAUGGUGAUGAAAUGGAUUUUAGUGAUGUCAUCUGGUCCCAGCAAGAGAUCAACCGGCUGUCGACGGAGGUCAGGCGUCUGGAGGCAGAUGUCGCUCAUUGGAGGAGAAUGUCCCAGGCAUCAACAGCAGCCACAGCUGGAAAUGGUGACCAUGGAGAAAUCCUCAGACUUCAGAGGACUAUUAAGGAGCUGCGAGAGGAGAUGAGUCGAGAGGUGGACGAGCACCAACACGAGCUGGCAGCAUUGCAGGAUGCCCAGCGGCAGAAAAUGGCUGACUUCACUCGACGACACAGAGAGGAGCUGGCAGAAUAUGAGGAGCGGAUAGAGGAGCUGGAGGACCAGAUGCAUGCUGGCGGUCAAACCAGUCCCUCAGCAGAUGUCUCCAGACAGACUGAUCUCCAUAAAACCAUCCAGUCCCUGCAGGAGGCAGCAGAGCAGCGGGAGAAGCAGCUGGAGGAGCUUUCCUCCAGCCUGGAGGAGGCGCAGAUGAAACAGUGUGCCCUACAGGUGGAGAAGGAUGAAGCGCAGGAAGAAAACGCCGGGCUGCUGCAGAACUACACGCGAUUACAGGCGUCUGUGGAUGAACUCCAGACACGAGUACAAGAGCAGGAGGGGAAGGCUCUGCAGAAAGCUCAGCUGGAGCAUGACAUUCAAGUGUUGAAGCAAAACCUCAAAGAUGCAGAGAAGGAAAUAGAGAGGCUUAAAAACCUGACAGAUGUUGAACCAAAGGAAGACGUCGAACAUGCAGAUAUUUUAGAGCUGAACACCAUCAUUGAUGGUUUGAGACAAGAAAAGGAAAUUCUCCAACAGGAAAAGCUGAAUCUCGAAGAAAGACUUAAAGAAACAUUGCAACAAAUGGUGACCGGUGUUGGAGCUGAAUCUGAAGUAACAGAGUCUCUGGAUGAUCUGAAGGUUGAAUUACAACGAAGAGAAAAGGCUCUGAGGGCUACAGAGGAAGAACGAGAUACUUUAAUGUCUGAGCUAGAAGAACUGGACCGUCAGAGCCAGGAGGCAACACAGCACGUGAUCUCAGUGAAGGAGCAGCUCUCAGCACAGCUGAAGGAGGCAGAAGCUGAGCUCACAAAACUGAAAGCAGAACUUGACAUGACCAAGGACCAGAAAAGGUCACUGGAGCAGGAGGUGGAGAACCAAAAAGAGAAGACAAGCCAGAGUGCUUUUGCCAUUAAUGAACUGCAUAUGAGCAAACAGCAGCAGGAGCGAACCCUGCACGAGCUUGAAGAAAAGCUGGGACGUGUGCAAGAGCAGAGCAGGGAGGCACGUAAAGAAGUGGGCGAACUGAAGAAAACUUUGGAGGAAAAGGAGGAGCUGUUAUGUGCUGCUCAGGCUAAGCUGGACCAGGUAGGAGAUGGGACAUUUGAGGACGAGGGAUCUAAAGAAGAGCUAAAGGAGAAGGAGAAGGAGUUACAAAACUUGCGAAGAGAGGUUGAAGAGCUGAAGAGCUCCCAGGAGAAUAUUGUGUCCACAGACUAUGAGUUAAAGAUGGAGAAUAGGAGGUUUAAAAUGGAGAAGGAGGAAGCUCAGGGUAAAGUGCAGGAAUUCAAAAAGCAGAUGAAGGAAAGUCAGACGUCUAUGAACCGGACAGUGAGAGAAAAGGAUACUCGAAUUGAAGCCUUGAAGCUGGAGAAAGUUCAGCUGGAUGCUGAUUUGAGGCAGGCUGAGAAAUCAUUGUCUGAACAGGCGAAACAGUACAAGCAGACAAUUGAGGAGUUGACCCGGGCUCGCUCCAUGGAUGCCUCGGCUCUUCAGACAGAACACGAACGCACCAUCAAGCUCAACCAGGAGAAGGACAUGGAGAUUGCACGUCUGAAAAGAGACUUGGAGCAACUGGCGUCUGAUCACAGGGACACAAACGAGAUGCUCUCCAUCACAGUCGCGGGGCAGAAGCAGCUGACAGAUCUGCUGCAAGAGAAGGACGUGUUUGUGGACACUUUGAAACAGAAUGCUGCAGAUCUUCAAGCUGAGAUGGAGAAGAGCAUUAUGGCAACGACGAAAGAAGCAGAAGCUCUACGACUAUCACUAGAAGAGAAGGACAAACAGCUCGGUGGGAUGAAGGAGGACAACAGCCAUUUGAAGGAAGAGAUUGAUCGUCUCAGAGAUCAGCAGAGCAGACCUCAAUCUCUGGCUGAGCCCAGGACGUUGGACAUCAUCACAGAGCUGGAGGCAGAGAUCACACAACUCAAGACCUCCAGGAAACACUUGGAAGAAGAGGCCAAUACCCAAAGGAGAACCGUUGAAGAGCAGCAAGCUUCUCUGCUGCUGUCGCAGCAGUCCCACCAGGCUCAACAGACAGAACUAGAGGAGGCCCACGCUCGUCUUCAGCAGACCACUCUCAACUACGACAGGCUCAUAGUUGCCAGAGAUGAAGAAAUAGCUCGUUUGCAGCAAACUUUGGAUAAUGUAAGUCUUAGUCAAGGUCGUGCAGACUCUCCUUCUGUGCAGGGAGAUGUUAUCCUGCAGGAGGAGAAGACUCAGACUCUAAAUCAGGAGAAUGGAAAUGAAAAGCAUGAUUUAUCAAAGGUAGAAAUAGAAAAACUGGUUAGAGGAAUGAAGGAGAAGGAGACAGAGAUCAGCCAGCUGAACGAGAAGAACCUGUCCUUGACCAGACAGCUGGAUCAGCUGGUGCUGUCACGAGAUGAAGUGGGUAAACUUUCUCAGGUGAUCCUGCAGAAGGACCUGGAGAUCCAGGCACUUCAUGCAAGAGUCUCCAUGGUGGGAGUUGGUGGACACAGCCAGGACGUCAUGUUUCUUCAACAGCAGCUUCAGGCUUACGCUGUGGAGAGGGAACAAGUGCUUGCUGUGCUUAACGAGAAGACCAGAGAGAACAGCCAACUCCGCUCAGACUAUCAUCGCCUCAUGGACAUAAUGGCUGGUAAGGAAGCAGCUCUGCUGAAGCUUCAGCAGGAGAACCAGCGCCUCGCCAACAUGAGCGAUCCCUCAGGAAACCAGGAGAUGUUCAAGGAAACCAUCCAGAACCUGUCCCGCAUCAUUCGGGAGAAGGACAUAGAGAUUGAUGCACUGACUCAGAAGUGCCAAACCCUGGUGACUGUCCUGCAGACCUCAGGAGGAGAUUUGGGUGGAGGCUCUGGAGGAGUCAGCAGCAACCAGUUUGAGGAGCUGCUGCAGGAAAGAGAUGUGUUGAAGCAGCAGGUAAAGAAGAUGGAGGAGUGGAAGCAGCAAGUGAUCACCACAGUCAAGAACCUUCAGCACGAGUCGGCGCAGCUGCAGGAGGAGUUGAUCAAACUGCAGGGACAGGUCACCACCGACAGCGACUGUAGCUCCAAACUGUCAGUUGAUUAUGCUCGGCUGAUUCAGAGCUACGAGCAGAGAGAGAGGAGGCUGGGCAGUCUGAGCCAGGAACUUGCCCAGGUCCAGCAGACCAUCACGCAGCUCAGCUCCACCAAGGAUGUCCUGCUGGGUAAAUUGGACAGUGUAACACCGCCACCUGAAGGCGAAGUUGUUCAAUCUAGUGAACAACCUCUGACAGCUGAACCUGCACAGUUAAGUCUUUCAGCGACAGUGUCUUCUAAUGAAAAUGUACAGCAACAACUUCUACAGUUGCAAGGGCAGUUAGCUGAGAAGGAAACCACGAUCAGGACUCUUCAGGAGAACAACCACAGACUCUCCGAUUCAGCCUCUGCCUCGGAGUAUGAACAGAGGAACCAGGCCGAGGAGGUCCGGCACAUGAGGGAGAGACUCGACGCUCAGCAAAGAGCAGUGAGGGAAAAAGAUCUGCUUAUCAAAACAAAAGGUGACCAGCUGCUUCAGGUCAGCGAGACGCUUCGCAACCGCGAGAAUGACAACGAGGUCCUGAAACAGGCUGUCACCAACCUGAAGGAGCGCGCUCUCAUCCUGGAGCUGGACAUGAAGAAACUGAAGGAGGAGAAUGAGCUUGUUGUUGCACGCUCCCGAGAAAAGGAGUCUGAGUUCAGAGCGCUGCAGGAAACCAACAUGCAGGUUUCCAUGCUGCUCAGGGAGAAGGAGUUUGAACUGAGUGCAACAAGUGAAAAGGCUGCAACUGUGGAGAAGAUGCUGAAGGACAAAGAGCAGGGUAAAUCUGGAGAACUGAAUCAGAUCCUGAAUGAACUCAAGUCCAUGCAGGAUAAAGCUGUGGCAUUCCAGCAGGAAAGGGAUCAGGUGAUGAUGGCACUCAAGCAGAAACAGAUGGAGACCACUGCAGUACAAAAUGAACUUCAGCACAUGCGCGACAAAGAACAGCGUCUCAACUUGGAGCUAGAACGGUUGCGAAAUCACCUCCUUGACAUCGAAGACUCGUACACAAGAGAGGCUCUAACUGCAGAAGACAGGGAGACGGAACUGCGAAGGAGAGUGGCUGUUCUGGACGAGAAACUGGCUACUUCAUCAAAUGCAGUAGAGAACGCCAGUCAACAGGCCAGUAUGCAGGUGGAGUCUCUGCAGGAGCAGCUGACUGUCGUGGUGAAACAAAGGGAUGAACUUCUUAUACAGCUCAGAACCUCCCAGGAGCAGGUCAACCAGUAUGCAGUGUCACUGUCCAACCUGCAGAUGGUGCUAGAGCAAUUCCAACAAGAGGAAAAAGCCAUGUACUCUGCUGAACUGGAGAAACACAAGAGGGAGAAAGUGGAGUUGAAGAAAAAAGCUGACAGGCUGGAAGACCAAGCAGCUGCUCUACAGUUGAACUUGGACGAGGCCAACGCUGCUCUAGAUUCAGCUUCUCGUCUUACAGAUCAACUCGAUCUGAAGGAGGAGCAAAUAGAAGAGCUGAAAAAACAAGUGGGUGUGAGACAGGAGAUGUUGGAGGAGGCACAGAGGAAAGUGAUGAACCUUCUGAACAGCACUGAGGGGAAGAUCGACAAGGUCCUGAUGCGAAACCUGUACUUGGGAUACUUCCACACUCCUAAACCCAAACGUGGAGAUGUGCUGAGGCUCAUGGGAAGUGUGCUGGGUCUGAGCCGAGAAGACAUUGAUAAGAUGUUGGAGGCAGACGAACACCAUGGUCUGACUGGAUGGGUGUCAAACUGGCUGGGAAGCAGAGGAGCACAGAGUGUCCCCAACACUCCACAGAGGCCCAGCAGUGGACACAUGCUCAACUCUUCCUUCUCUGAGAUGUUUGUAAAAUUCCUGGAGAUGGAGUCUACUCCCUCUCUACCUGCACCAAAGCUUCCAUUCCAUGACAUUAAACCUCUAAGUGCCUCUCCUCCCAGAAGAAUCAGCAGUGCUGCUACAAACACAGGAGCUUCUGCUUCCACUAAACGAUCCACUGAAUCCAAUCCCUUCCUGGCCCCCCGUUCUGCAGCGGUGCCUCUGCUCGCUGGUUCCGGCCCUGGAGGCUCAGGAGGUCAUUUGCUGAUGAAGCCCAUCUCUGACGCCUUGCCCUCUUUCACCCCUGUGCCGGUCUCUGCUGAGGCCAGUACUGGAGCCUUUCUCAAAGACUUGUUGAAGCAGUGAUCAGUGGACGACAAUUAGUUUCCUUUAAAAAAAACAAAGCAAAAAAAACAUUUUUUUAUUCCACACUGACUGAUUCCGACCUAACUGCUGCUGCUCUUUCUUUCCCUGCUAAAAGAAAUGAUCAGAUCAUGGUGAUCAUGAUAGGUGAGAAUAUUUACAGCAAAUGUCAAACUUUUUCAAUCAUUUCUGGUAGCAGUUAUGGUUCUAUGCAACACAGUCUCCUUUACCAGUGAGUAUCUUCCCAUUUCUCCACACUCUGCGUACAAACUCUGAAAAUAUGCGUCUCUCCGAGUAUCACCAGUUUGACAAAACGUACAGCAGUGCAGGCAUACACUGUUCAGUUUAUGAACAGGAGAAUACAUUCUUAAUAAGAGUUUCAAUCAGCCGUUGACCCACUGUUCCAUGAAGUAACACUACAACUAAUUCUCUACUUCACUUCUGAAACCACACACAGAGUGAGCAACAAUCUUGAACAGCAGUAUUUGACGUAAGUGACUCACCUAAUUUGAACUGAAUUCUCCCAUGUGUCACCAGGGGGAGCCCAAGUACCAUCAGUGCUAUGCGCACCGUAGUUUGAAAACCACUGUUCUACACUAUUGCAGAUAUUAAAGCAGGUCUUUGAAUAAUUUUAAAUCAUUCUGUAUGAUUACCUUGAGUUUUUGGCUCUUUUUAUAUUUUUUAUUUGAUGCUCCAGUCCAAAGUGACCUUGAAAACUCUCACUGUACAGUUCAGUGCAUGUGAGUGGAGUCAGAUCUUCACCUCUGUGUACAGGACGAUACUUAUCGGCCUCCGUCACAGUAGUCAUUAUUUAACCUGCCUGGUUUUUUUCCACGGUCGACAGGAUUUUUAACAUUUUCUUUUCCAGCUUUGCCACAAAGUGUUCCUGAUCUGGGACGCUUCCUAAAAACCUCUGUGUGUGUGUAUUUCUGUGGUGGACUCCAUCUGUUAAACCCAUCCAGGACUGGUUCCUUCUCCAGACAGUCAGACUGUGAGCUGCAACAGGAGCUGUAAUUGUGGUGUUGACUGCAGACUGUGGUUGGUCAGAGCUGUUCUUUAUGUUAGUUCUGUUAUACAGUUACAUUUGUGUAAAUGGGUUGCUGUUUAUGUUUUUUCCCCCCUCUCUAUUUAAAGGCACAACAGAGAAUUCUAAAAGUGCCUGUGUUUUUCAGCUGAAUGGUUAAUUUGUGAAAACCAGGAUUGUAAAUGAUUGAUAUAUAAAUAUAUAUAUAAAUAUAAGUAUGUAAAUGUGUUUACCAAAUGUAAAAAAAAAUGCACAUUAAAACCUUUACCUGAGCAGAGCUGGCCAGCUUAGAGUUGGGCCGCUCGGCAUUUUUGUACAGACAUCAGUCGUACGCUGAAAAAGAAAAAGGAAUGUUACAGGUUUUCUGUUUCUAGAUUGAUGACAUGUACAAACUGUAAAUCCUCACUUGUAGAAAACAGGUUUUUUAAAUCAUUGACAAAUCGGAGUCUGUGGAGGUGUCAAAAGUAAAAAGUUGACUAAGUUGACAUGAACUUAAUUGAUGUGACUUGAUUGGACUUUUGCGAAUCAAAUAAAUGUCCUGCUGACCCCCCCACA